Theileria annulata is the source of this 1251-nucleotide messenger RNA. RefSeq lists its product as uncharacterized. NCBI's taxonomy places the organism in Eukaryota, Apicomplexa, Aconoidasida, Piroplasmida, Theileriidae. The record is from RefSeq and is a predicted model, not a curated record. Bases 1 to 1251 code for a protein of 416 amino acids. The transcript is spliced from 4 exons.
AUGGAGAAGGCUUUGAAUGAGUUCUCCUUGCUGUGGAACGACGUCGGUAUAUUUAAUGACAUAUCAAAAAUAACAAAGAAAGAGGAAGCUGAGAAAGAAUACGCCAAAACUGAAACAACAGUCCACCAAAACGAUGAUUUGAUAAGUGACAUAUCAAAAAAAUGGAAUCUUGAAGCCUUUGAAAAGAAUGAUGAGAUGAUAAAACUACACGAGAAUAUACUAAACAACUUAAGCGAAUUGACGAUCCGUGAAAUAUCUUUACACUCAAAUUUCAAAACCUUGAAUGAAAAUUAUAAUAACCUUCUGAGCCUGCAAUCACAGCUUAAGUCAAAGAUUAAGAAGGUUGAGUUAAUUUACGGCCACUACAGUAAUAUGAACUUGGUUAACGAGUUUAAUAAUAAUUUCUUCAACAAUAACUUUAACGAUUCUAAGUUCCUGUGCCAAUUCUUAGAAAAGGUGAAUGAAAUGUUAGUUUCAAUAAUGAACUCAAUAAGUUUCUUUACCCUGAACAGCUACUAUAAAUCUGAGGUUUACAAAAAUAAGUACCAACAACAACUCAAGAUGAUUCUAUAUAAUAUAAAGUUGUUGUUCAAAUUUAUAUUCAAAUAUCACGUUAGAGUUGACCAAAUAGGUUAUAAAUACCUGAAUUCUGAAAGUUUCUCACUAGAGUUUGAAAACUCGCCUGAAUUCACUAACAGUAAAAAUGACACUACUGAUGACCCGGUUAAUGAUGUGUUGGUGAUUAAAAUUUUAAGAUUAAUGAAUAAAAUAAUGUUAAAUAUGAAUAAUGACGAUGAUUUGAUUCAAAUUAAGCUGUAUUACAUAAAUAAUAUUGUCAACUCACGGCUCAAGGGUUCUGACUAUGAUUUGCACAUUGAGAGGAAUGAAAGUGAGUCCAAUUCCAUUUCAGAGGGAAUUAAAUCUCUGAUAAAUAAACAAUUGUUGUACUAUAAUAUACUGUUUGACAAUGUGUUCAUUGAUGAUAAAGAGGAAAUAGUUGACCUUUUAAUAAAUAAUAUAAAAUCGCAAUUUAAUUACAGUAAAAGUCAAGAUUUAGAGCAGUAUAAAAACUUUUUAUUAAACAACUCUAUACCAGAUAGUAAUUCAGAAAUGGGAGAUCCUAAUUCAAAAUUGGAUACGAAUUCAAGAAUGGACUCGAAUACAAACAUGGACUCGAAUACAAACAUGGACUCGAAUCUAAACAUGGAUCCUAAUCUAAACAUGGACAGUGUAAAUUCAAAGAUGGACUAG